Exophiala oligosperma is the source of this 3278-nucleotide messenger RNA. RefSeq lists its product as uncharacterized. The transcript has a single exon. Lineage: Eukaryota; Fungi; Ascomycota; Eurotiomycetes; Chaetothyriales; Herpotrichiellaceae. The record is from RefSeq and is a predicted model, not a curated record. Bases 85 to 3240 code for a protein of 1051 amino acids.
CCAGAAACUAAGCGUCCACAUCUCAGGGGCGGUACUCACGAUACAACGGACGGUCCAGUUGCUUCUACAUUGAAGCAUCAAUGGAUGACCAGUGUCCGGUACGCCUCGGUGCCAGUCGCCCAGACCUUCGGUCGAAGAUUGCUCUCCACGACAACCUGUUUCGCUCUCAGACACUAUCCUACUACCAAUCUCGUACAAGGAGAGAUAGUUCGUCGACAUGGCAUCUGCCAUAGUCGAAAUGCAGGCUUCCAUCAAUCCCUGACGUCCCAAAACCCGAGCAGAGGUGAACCUCUAAACGCAUCUCCAAGAGUGUCAAAGCAGACUCCCGCUACACCCACUUCAACGAUCAGUCUGUCGGACGAGUCUUUUCAAGCAUGGCCGGAAAUGCAGGAGAUGAAGAACCAGCCCAAUGCCGAAGACGACCUUCGAAGUGAUGAAAGAGAGGCGUAUACUGCUACAGAGGUGGAUUUGGACACUGAGAAUGGGGGACUGCACAAACAGAAUUCCCUUCGAAAGCGGCUCGAUAGUCUCAUCUCGAUCUUCAUGCCCUCGCGCGCCCGACAAAAGAUGGAUCUUUCAUACAGAAAUCCGAUUGAAUGGGAACAGAACCUCAGCAAGCUCGAAACUCCGGCGACGCUGGAAUUCAGGUCGUCGACUCCUCUUCGAAAAUUGCUCCUCGAAUAUCUCCUCCACGUAGAGCCAUGUCUCAGUGGUGAUCUUUCUCAAAUCUCAUCCGAUGACGACCGCCGUCUGACAGACGCUUUGGAAAUCGUUUUCUCGGAGGAAAAUAUAGCGAUACUGGACAAGAUCGGUUAUAGUGUGACCGACGUGGUGUCUUGGGCUUGGAUCUUCACAUCUGGCAGCGUAGAAGGUGCUGUUCAGAAGUAUGUUGUGCUGACAGCGACACAACGCUCGGCCAAUAGUGGACGGGUACCCAAAUUCAUCUUGUUGCAGAUCCUACGCGCCCCACAAGUCAAUGCAUUCGCCCUCAAACGACUGAUUGACAGCAUUUUGGCUGAACUUCAACUCUGCAAAAAAGCAAGCCAAUAUCCUGGAUGGGGUUGGACUACGAGAGUAUGCCUCGUGGUUCGACUACUCAGGCACGCUCGCCAAGUUGCACCUGAGAGCUUCAAAGAUGUUAGUACGAUCAUUGAACAUCUUUUCUCGGAUUUCUACAAAGCCGAUGGCCGCUCGGUGGAAGCAGCAGAAUUGAAACGCCUUUCCCAUGUCUUCAACCGGUUUUUGACAUUAGUAUCUGUUCCAACUUCUAGAACAUUCAAUUCGUAUCUCGUGAAACAAAAUACGCAACUAUCUCUUGUCCGGCUCAUGGUUGGCUUCAAACCUCAGAUACCUCUCACCAGAGAAGGCUACCGAGCACUCAUUACAGUUCAACUACAACACCCAAAGACCGAACAAGAGCGGGCUUGGGCCGAAACCAAGUCGUUAUCUUGGCCUCCGUGGCGACGGAUCAACUCUGGUAUUGAACAGGACCUCAGCUAUCCAGGGAAGGAAAGCCGAGCCAUGAAGUUGCUCAGACGGAUGAAUCAAGCAGGGUAUACCCACGGUGCGUGGGAGAGGAGUGCUGCUAUCCUCGCAGGAUGGGACACGGACAAAAGCCCAACGAUUCAGACUAGGGCAAAUUUGAGACUGCCUCGCCAGGCCUGGAAGAUAAAGAAGCAAACGGUCGACUUUCUCGACAGCUCAUCUCAUGAAGCCGCUGAAACUUGGGCAGCACGAAUUCAAGCUACGAGAACUAAAAGAGAGGCUUGGGCAUGCUUCCGUUCCUAUGAGCGAAAUACUGAGAUGUCUAGAAGACGAUACCAACCCUAUUUCGCCAUGUGUCACAAAUUGCUGGCCUCAACUGCUACCCUUGAUUCAGUACUUGGCUCGCGGCACAUUGCAGGAGAUCUAAAAGAGGUAUUCGAAGAGCCUGUCAGCCCUCGGGAAAUAACUUACGUGGACCGUGAAGUGCCUUCGCUGAGUGAAUUUUACGAUGAUAUGUUACGAGUCGGCAUUGUUCCAGGAGGAAGACUACUCGGUGAAUUGUUGGACUUGGCUCCCAGUAUUGAAGCUGGAUUUGCCUAUAUCCAGGAUAGUCGAUGGGACGAAGUGACCAAGGAUGUUUUACGACAUGCUGAGAAUUAUCCACCAACCAUCAUACGUGAUACUCUUAGCCGGGUUCCGCAUCUGUGCCUCGCAGCUUUUGUAUAUUUGCUGUCGAGACACGGAUUUGAAAACGUGCCAGAUUUCGCGGUCAUGAGUGAAAAGCACGACAAACAUACCGGCCAGUGGAUGGAAGAAAAGAGAUAUGUCAAACCUCUGACCUAUGCAAUUGUGAUGCUGCGGGUCGGAGAAUGCAAAAAUACUCUUGUCUGGAACGCAUUUCUCAGAGGGACAUGGGCAUCUAUUCGCAACAUCAACGACAAGGUCCGGGAGGGGUCAUUGACUCCCCUUGACAAGCGCCACAUGAACCACCAGAUUUGGGAUCAUCUACAGGAACAGUUCGAAUCAGAACAGACAGAGCUUAACAUACACCCUGACCUUGAAACCUUUCGUCUCAUGGCGGGUAUUCUGACAUUUAUGGUCAAGGAAGCAAAUCAUGGGCGACUGCGUAUUCACAGCAGAGAACUUAGGUCGCUUGCAAAGGUGACAUUCGUGCGGGCUGUCUAUGGCCGAAUCUUUCCAGAUUUUCUACCCUCACGUUCAGUGUCAGUUUUGAGAAUUCCAGACCCCAGCGAUUUGCAGUUAAUGGUCAGAAUACUUGUUUCUGUUGGAGACGUCGAGGGUCUCGUCGCCAUGGUGGAAUGGAUCAAUUCCCAUGGAGAGGACGAUACUAUCACGCGAGACAAAUCAACGGUGUCUAUUCGAUCUGUUCUCUGUACAAUACGGCUGUUCCUCGAAGGGAGCCCUACCCCUGCAUAUCUCGAGCAGCUUCAUCAUUUCGAAUCUCCUCUGACUGUGCCUGCGGAUAUGAUUGAGAGAGCCAAGGAUGCAUGCGGACCUCUAAAGUGGCCAUCUGAUGAAGAAAUCGAGAUAUUUCUCUCACACGAAUCUGAAUGGAUGAAGCGUGUUGCAAGGACUGUGAGAAGGCCAAGGAAUGAACAAUUCGUGAAUGUCAAUGUAUCACACGAGUCUAACCGACAAGUGGAAGACCAGACUUGGGACGAUGUACAGGAAGGAGAUGUACGAGUUGAGGACGUCGAAAAUAGCCCUGUCCCAAUCCGAAAGCAUCUAUCUUAGUCUACAGAGUAUAGAGUAAUGACUAUGGCAAUAUCCAC